CAGAACCGUUAAAACUACUGCUCGUAAGAAUUUUUCCUGAAAAAGUGCCGGUUAAUUUAGAAAUUUCACUGCCGAUCGCUUGGGAUUAUUAUUUAAUAGUGUAUAUAAAAUAUCGGGCAGCGACCAUGCCGAUCUCCUGCAGAUUUUUGCUUUUAUUUCUUUGUAGUUUAUUUUAUUCGUCGCACGGUCAGAUGAACUACGCCGCGAUCCCGGCGCAGGGCUACGGCAGCCAGCUGCAGUCGCCCUUCCUGUCGACCGGCAACACCUUCCAGCCACAGCUGACCGGCCAGGCCAGCGGUCUCCAGCCGUCCCUGUACACCGGCGGCGGGUACGCCCCCGCCUCCUUCCAGUCGGUCCCCGGGAGUUUCGGGCAGAUGCAGCCGCAGCUCGGCACCAUGGGCAUGCAGCCGGCCCUCGGCAUGGGCUACCCGCAGCAGACCGUCAACAUGGGCUUCCCCACCCUCACCGCUCGCCAACUUCAAACCGGAGACAUGACCAACACCAACGCAGCGACCGGUGCUAAUCAAGUGCCAACCGCCUCAGUCGCCGGCAACAUUCCGAAUCAGAACGCCAUGACCACAGCCGGCAUGCAGAACCCCAACCAGCUGCAGACGCCGAUGGCCGCGCAGAGCCAAGCCGUUCCCAUGAUCCUGCAGCCCAGCGGUAAUAUUGUGCAGCCUAUGACCACCGGCAUGACCGGCUACAGUCCCUACGCCGGCGCCGGCAACAUGAUGACGCUGCCCGCCCAGGCCAGCGGUCUCGGCGCCACCUUCCCCGGCUACACCAACACGCUGAUGCAGGGUUAA
This is a messenger RNA of Paramacrobiotus metropolitanus, 806 nucleotides long. RefSeq lists its product as uncharacterized. The coding region runs from base 126 to 806 and encodes 226 amino acids. The transcript is spliced from 3 exons. NCBI's taxonomy places the organism in Eukaryota, Metazoa, Tardigrada, Eutardigrada, Parachela, Macrobiotidae. The record is from RefSeq and is a predicted model, not a curated record.